Messenger RNA from Impatiens glandulifera, 737 nucleotides. RefSeq names its product E3 ubiquitin-protein ligase RHA1B-like. Gene Ontology annotation, molecular function: ubiquitin protein ligase activity. The record is from RefSeq and is a predicted model, not a curated record. Gene Ontology annotation, biological process: protein ubiquitination. NCBI's taxonomy places the organism in Eukaryota, Viridiplantae, Streptophyta, Magnoliopsida, Ericales, Balsaminaceae. The transcript has a single exon. The coding region runs from base 37 to 588 and encodes 183 amino acids.
CUCUCUCUCUAACCCCUUUGCUUUAUGCCCUGAAAAAUGGCGAAGGCAGUGAGCAUGAAAUUCGUGGUGAAAUUGUUGCUAAGCAUAGCAAUCAGCAUAUUCAUGGCGAUGCUGAAGGAAUUGAAGUUCAAAAUCCAUGAAACAUUUCCUAACAUUUCCCUCUUAAACCUGUAUCCAGACCAAUCCGAUUUCUCUCUGUAUUCAAACGAAAUUGAAUAUUUAGAUUCCGGUUCCGACUCCGACUCCGGCGCCAGUUACCUUCUCAUAAUGGAAGGAUCCUCCACUUCAUUGAUCCGUGUUCCGGUCAAGACCGUAGUAGCGUCAAUCAAGAGCAUAGUAUCGGUAAUUGAGUACCGAUAUUUCCUCCUAAAAAACGAGAUUGAAGAAGAUAACAGUGGAUCCUGCAUUGUUUGCUGUGAUCUCAUCGAGAAGAAUGAUCAGAUCAGAGAUAUGCCUAACUGUUGUCACGCGUUUCAUCUAGAUUGUAUGGACAGAUGGUUAGAUGAAGGUCAGAUCACUUGUCCUCUCUGUAGAUCGUCUAUGCUUCCGUCAAAUACUUCUCCUUCAUGGAAGGUUAUUGGUUACUGAAACUCAAAUUGAAUAGGUUUCUAAUGCUAUCUUUGAAAAGGGUGACCUAAUUUCUUAAUAUUGUUGUUUGAUUUGAUCAUCAUAUCGUGGAUGGCACUAUUUUUUUUUGUUGGCUUGUGUAUAAUGCAAAUGCAUGUGCUGCUAAUCAA